AACAAAUUGCUGGAGAAAUUCAGCAGGUCUGGCAGCAUCUGUGGGCAGAGAAACAGAUUUAACGUUUCGAGUUCGGUGACCCUUCAGGACAGCACUUGUGGAGGAACGAUUAGGUUCCGGUUCUGGUCGCACCGUCCAGCCAGGGAUAAUCUAGAAGAUAACAAUGCCUCGUGGGAGUGCCUCAAGCAAUCGUUCCAAUGCAAGCGAUGGGGACAUGGAGGGACUUGCUGAAACAGAGUUGGCAAAGCUGCAGCAUCAGUUUCGAAUCAUGGAAGGAGACCGCCAGGCCUACACUCUCGAGUCACAGCAGCUGCUCAGGAAGCAGUUGGUGGAAAUUGACAAUCUGGAAAAGGACCGCGAGGAGCUGAUGUUGAACCUAAGGCUGUUGGGCAGUAAACGCAACCAGAAGGAGGACAGGGAAAACAUGGAAAGUGUUCAGAAUAUGCUUAGCUACCAAGAAGAGCUGGAGGAUCAGAUUGCUAGAGAGAAGCAAAUGAUCACGGAUCUUGAACAUGAGAUAAAGAUGUUGAAGCAAAAGAUCUUUGAGCAGAAGAAGGACUUGAGUAAAGGUGUAAAUGUUCAAGUGAUGAAUGAACAGGUGCUGAAGAACAUUGGAAUCAUGGAGGACAGGUUGGACAGGGCUCUGAGGAAGUUUAAUACCCAGCUUACGAGGAAUGGGCAAUUGAGGAAACAGAUUGACACUCUACGUGUUGAGCGCGCAAGGUUUGAGCAGCUCCAGAAGAAACUGGGAAAAGUGAGGAUUGAAAAUCAUUCUUGUUCGUCUCGUUUUAGGUAG
Molecule: messenger RNA, 796 nt
Organism: Rhincodon typus (whale shark)
Lineage: Eukaryota; Metazoa; Chordata; Chondrichthyes; Orectolobiformes; Rhincodontidae
Product: outer dynein arm-docking complex subunit 1-like
Exons: 6
Coding region: 164-796 (210 amino acids)
Biological process (GO): outer dynein arm assembly; cilium movement
Cellular component (GO): axoneme
Source: RefSeq, a predicted model, not a curated record